UAAUUUUGUCGUUUGCUUGUUUACUAAAAAAGAAUCGUCGAAACAAUGUCAAAUUGAAAAUUAUACAGUCAUCUACAAUUUUAUCGCGUCACAAAAUUGAAUUAAGGAGAUUUCAAAGAAAGAUACAUAGAUAAAACACAAAUCCGGGCUUGUAUAGAACGAAUAUAAUGCUUAAGCAGACGUAAAUGGCAAAUAUGAACAUCCGGUUUCGCGUGAAUCACCGCUAUAUUCUUGAGAAAUUGUACGUACGUAAUACGUUUAAGAAGAUCUUCGUGAAUGUUUUUCUGUCAUUAAAAUUAACAGAGAAAUUGCGGGUAUUUGAACCUUAUAAAUGAAGUUUAGAUAAAGAAAAAUAAGGAAAUACACACGCAUGGCGAUUUUAGGAAUAUAAGUUUGCACCUUUUGAAAUGAUAAAGAAUAUCUAAAAUUUUAAUUGCUAAUCGAGUACGACUGGGAAUCAUGUGAGGAUUUUAUUGCAUGAUAUUAUUGUUUAUGCGGUAAUUUCUAUUUAUACAAGUCAAUUCACACGCUCGAAAAUCGUAAGCAAUAUAUCGCGUGAAUCAUUUUGAUUUUUCCACAUGAUGAUUAUUCCUGAAUUGGAAACUGAUUGUUAAAAGAAACCUCAGAAGAUAAUCUUGAUUUAAAAUAUCAUUUUGAGUUUUGGAUAAUCGCGUGGAGAGAUUAAAAUGGAUCACCCACGGUAUAUAUUGUUAUACAAGUUGAAAAAAAAAUUCGUUCAACAUGACGACAAUUUAUACGAUACGGGACGAUCCGCUUCUCAUUUCAUUCCGUCGUAUCUGCAGUUAUAACGUGGAUCGCACGUAAAGCACUUUGCUUCUCCAAAUCCAGUUAUUUGGAGAAGAAGCAGCGUCCGCUCGUGUAUCGAAUAAACGUAAAACUCGUUCCCGAAUGCGACAUUACUGUCAUUAAUCGCACGUGCUCCGCUUUCAUUCACGCCAACUCCCACCCGCGUGAAUAACACGGUACAAGCGUUUACAUUCACGCCGCGGUUGGCCGACGCCGACGGGUCGACAAGGCCGUCGCCGCCACGAUUGGCCAGCGCUUUACUCUCAACGUACUACACGAGAGAGAACGAGAGGAAUGCGAGACGAUCGCGAAGGCACUAUGAAUAGAACUAAAGCUGCGGGUCAAAGCAUAUGAAACGGAGCAUCUCUCUCUCGGGUAGUUCCGACAAGGAGUUUGCUUGGGAGUUUCGACUCCGCCGCAAUAUGGCCGUAUCGUCGUAUACACAACUCCCAUUCUCGGAGCAUCGUGCCCGUAAAUCACACGUCAAUCACACGCUGCUCGGAAUAUUAUUGUAUGCGCUGCUGAUGAAAGAUGGUACAAGUGUUUCCUUGACUCAUCAUCAUGCAAAUGAUGUUAAUUAUUAUGAUGCAACAAUCAACAAUAGUGAUAAUAUAAAUCCUCUGGAAAAAUUUUAUCUAAUCAAUGAACAAAAGUGGCAUAAGGAUACACUAGUGCCAAUCUCCUUAUUGCCCUCUACGAAGGGAAUGCCUACGAGAUCCUAUCACAGAAUCCGGCAGUCCGUGACAGGACUGGAUGAUGCUGGAAUGGAUCUCCAAGUGGCCCAACUCAAUAGUCAGACAGACAAGGAAGUACAUUCCAGGACGACUCUAUCAUGGCUAGAUUGGCAUUUGCCUUACUUUGUAGCGCUUUGUGCAUUCGCUGGCACUAUUCUUUUUACAUUCCUAAUCUUGUUAUGGCUGCGAAAACAAAUGUCGCGUGAAAAAGAUAACGAGAAUGGCGAUCGGCACGGUCUGGUCGAGGAAGGUGCCAUUUGUCAGCCAGACAAGUCAACUAAAGAUACAAAAGAAUCCAUGGAGGCUAAAUGGGUUCACGAAGCAUUUGCGAAGCAAUCUGCACCCAAGUAUCCGGUACGACCAAUUCCUCAGACCUCUUUACCCGAGUCUCUUGCAACGCUCGAACGUAAACCAGAACCAAUACGUGUAAAAGCAAAAGGACUGUUAGAAAGACGUGGCUCGAGCACAAGUUUAACCAUAGAAUUGGCACCAGCUCCGGAAAGUCCGCCGCAUAUGGUUACUCCUACUCGAGAAUGUACUACGGAAGAGUUUUUGCUAAGUGCGGGAAAUGUAUUGUCGAGAGCACAACUGAAAAAGGUUGGCGAAAGUACGGGAACAUUGCACAAAGAAUUUUGGGAAGUGCCACUGAAUUUGCCAGAAAAAGUGGAUAUUUGUGGCUCAGGAAUAAAGAAUCGAUACAGCUCUGUGUUACCCAAUCUACAAACCAGAGUUAUUUUACCAGGUUCCUUCGAUGAUCCGCUCGCCGGUUACAUAAAUGCUAACUACAUCCGAGGAUACGACGGCGAAAAUGCUAGAUACAUCGCGACACAGGGACCAUUAGCUAACACGAUAGCAGAUUUCUGGAAAAUGGUCUGGACAGAAAAAGUUCCUGCAAUCGUUAUGAUAACUAGAUUGUAUGAAGCGUCCAAACCAAAGUGCGAGGCGUACUUUCCCUUUGACGUAAAUAAUCGCAUACAAGUUGGAGCUUUCACAAUUAUCGUUAAUUAUAUUGAUACGAGAAACGGAUAUACCGUCAGAACUAUGGAAAUCCGGCACGAAGGAGAAAGGAGACAUUUGCAGCACUAUUGGUAUGAUUCAUGGCCGGACCAUGCCGUACCUUCAACUGCAGAUGCGCUCGUUAAUAUGGCCGCAGAGGUAAACGCUUUACCAAGACCAGUGAUCGUCCACUGCAGCGCAGGUAUAGGACGAACUGGCUGUUUUAUAGCGAUAGGGAUAGGAAUGAAUCAACUUAUAAAAGACGGAAAUGUCGAUGUACUGGGUAUUUUGUGUCAGAUGAGAUACGACAGGGGUGGGAUGGUGCAAACAGCUGAACAAUAUGAAUUUAUUCAUAGAGCACUUUAUCUUUUCGAGCAGACACUAGACAGCAAACCGUCGACUUCGAGCGAUUGAAUGGAUGUACUAUUACUAUAGGGGAAUUUCUUCCGCUUAUUCUUUCGUAAAACGGGGCUUUAUUAUUGCCUAAGAGAAUGUCACUUCGCGCAGGGCUAUAUGCGUAUCGCAAAAAAAUAUAUAUAUAUAUAUAUAUAAAUUUCUAACGAAUCUCAAUGUUAGCCUGUGAACCAACGCUCUCAUCUUUAUCUCAAUAUUCAAACGAGUUGAAACUCGUUUAAUAAGCUGCCAUUUUCUACUGCCAUGACAAAUCGUUGACAAUUGAUAUCAAUCAUAGAGCUCAAGAGAUAAAAAAAAAAGGGUUCACCGUCGGAGUGCAUUUUCUAAGCAGGUGCUUUUUAAAACUGAGGUAUCAUAAAUAGCUUAAUGAAAAGAGUAUUUAUGUUUAUAAUAACGCGCGAUAUGAAUCGUGUGGCACGUACGCUUAAAAAUCAAGAUUAUUAUUUUAUAUAAGUUAUAAAUUAGAAAUAAUCUCUAAAUACGGCGAUAAUGUAUUCGCGAUUCGUAAAAUUUAUAUAUGUAAAAAAAAAUGUCAGAUACUAAACUUGGGAUUUAAUUAUCCACACAUUCCUCGUGCGUUAGGAAAUUAGUCAUAAGUUCUAAUAAAAUUUUAAAUACAAAAA
This is a messenger RNA of Wasmannia auropunctata (little fire ant), 3574 nucleotides long. Its product is annotated as tyrosine-protein phosphatase non-receptor type 7-like. Lineage: Eukaryota; Metazoa; Arthropoda; Insecta; Hymenoptera; Formicidae. Gene Ontology annotation, molecular function: protein tyrosine phosphatase activity. Bases 1158 to 2951 code for a protein of 597 amino acids. Gene Ontology annotation, biological process: protein dephosphorylation. The transcript is spliced from 8 exons. The record is from RefSeq and is a predicted model, not a curated record.